GUGUUGCAAGCCAAAGCUUCGCAACUGGCUUUGAAGUUAGCCAUUCACCCCCAAAAAAUCUGAGCUCGCCGCAAACGCCGUUCAGUUCCUCAACAUCAGUUUUUAACCGACUUUCGAGCUAAGUCCACGCGUUACGGCCAUCCGCCUAUUGGCUCCAAUUUCCCACAGCGAAGCGGCGCGUAUACAUACAUACACAAACAAGAAACCACCAGGUGUUGAAUUAUGUGUUAGAGCAAAACAAAUAAGGAAGUACGGAACAGUAUUCUCGUAAACAUUUUGGUCGGACUGAAACAAAUUUCAAAAUCAAUAUAAGACACCCACCUCCCCCGCGAGUGUCUAAGUGAGUGAGAGAGAGAAAGAGAUACGCCCGCAUCUCAACGCGCAGCAUCCGUAAGAGAAAAUUGCAGCAAAAAAGCCGGAUUAGUGCAUCCAUAGGCGACCACUGGAAACUGGAACGUGCAAUCCGUAUAGCCGUGAGAUAUAUUUCCAAGCCCAAUUUAAAUCCGUCAGAGGUUGUUGUUUCGUUGUUGCGGGACUGUGUACACACACUCGCACACACUAAGUAGACCAAAAAAAAAGCAAAGAGAAACUAACUAAGAGAACAAUCGAGGGCCAGCAUAAUGGUGGAGUUCCGCUUCGAUAUCAAGCCGCUGUUUCCGCAGCCAAUUAUCAAGGUGACAUCGAACCUCCUGCCGCACACCUUCCGCGGCGAUCGGCGUCAGUGUUUGGAUGCCACCUCCAAGAUGUCGGAGAUCAUCGACCGGCUGGGCCAACUGUCGGCGAUCUCGCAAGGACUCAACAAGCCGGUGACCACGGCCCAGCGCCUGAGGAUGUCCGAUAACCAGACCAUCUAUCUGCUGGCGGAUAGUGAGGCGGGACACAACGGUGCCGUCACGGGACUUCUUAAGGUGGGCACAAAGGAUCUCUAUUUGUUCGACGAAACCGGACAGACGCGCAAGGUGGAGCAGGCUCCGUCUAUUUUGGACUUUUACGUCCACGAGUCCCGUCAACGUGCCGGCCUGGGAAAGCGUCUCUUCCAGACGAUGCUAAGCGAGGAGCAGUGGACGCCACUCAAGUGCUCCGUGGACAGGCCGUCGGAAAAGCUGCUGGCCUUCCUAAGCAAGCAUUACGGAUUGAAGCGAAUCAUUCCGCAGGCGAACAAUUUCGUACUCUACGAGGGAUUCUUUGACGAUGCGGCUUCGGCGAACGGACAUGGUAACGCCCACGGCCACGCCCAGUCGCCGCAGCGCAACCAGAACGGCCUGCACAUCACAAACAGUCCUAACACACAGCUCUUUGGUGCUACUUACCUGGGCGAGGAUUCUAAUCGGCGGCGUGGCUCCCAGCAGCAGACAACACCAAAUGUGCUGCUCCAGCAGAUAACACAGAUCUCUCCGUCCGGACGAUAUGGGGCACCUCGUCCCACCUGCAGCAUGGCCGAGAUAAUUCAUGCUGGCACCUCGAAGGGUGGAAAAGGCAACGGCAGUGCGGAAUCGAACAGCGGCAAUGGCAAUCCAGAUCUUGUCGAAAUUGCAGAGCAACUGCAGCGGCAGAGUUUGGCCGACUUGGAAGUGAACCACUUUGAGCCGGAACCGGAAGUUGAACCAGAGCCUGAACCGGAACCGGAACCUGAGCCGGAGGUGAUUACCCCACCAUCACCGCCGCCAAAGAGUCACACUCCGACUCCUCCGACCGUGCGAUCGCCCGAGGUGGCCGAGAGCAUCGUUGGCGACAACCGGAGACCACCGGCUUUCCAGCUGAGCAAGCAGCACACGGGCAUGAAGAAUCGCUCGUUCGGCGUCGGAAUGGCCGUGAUGCCCAGCAGCAAGAUGGAGUUCGAUCAGAUGGAGCGAGAGGACUUCGGCGUGGUCAAGAUCAACCGUCCACCCGGCCACGAAGUAACCUCACCGGGCCAGGACAACACGGAUGCCAUGUCCACCGUUUCCUCCGGCGGCGGUGGUGGCGGCCUCACCGAUCAGGGCUACUACGAUCUAAAGUUCUAUCACAAUAAGUUGUGGUAAAAGCCACAAGGCGAAGAAAAAACCACGCAAUAUUUGCUAGCAUCUUUUUGUACGUGUGGCAUAAGCAUAAUUAACAAAAUUAAUCUAGACAGUAAGAAUCUAUUACCUAAUCGAAAUAAUACACCAAACGGUUCCUGUACUUCAGUUCGUUGAUUUUGUUGUGAGCUUCUUCUCAGACUUUUGUUGAUUCGUUCAUUUGUUACAAGCCACGCACUCCAAAGAGCAUCUGUAAACCUAGAUCCUCACGAUUUAAUGUUAACAAUAGCAAAUUGAAAUGUAGAUCUAAAACUGUCGGUAUUGAGCUAGAUAAUUUUCAAACAUAAUUUGUCUUGCUUUAUCAACGACUUUGCUUUGUACCGUGUAAUCGCAAAACCUCUUAAUGUUAUUCAACCCGUGUGUAUCUUCCAAUUACAGAAAACGCGAAUAUUUCGAACAAAUCUAUGACGAGUACAUGCUAUAGGGAGAGCGCCAGUUGGCCAGAGCCCAUCUUCAUAACGAUACUCAAAAUUUUCUCAAAAACGGUCUAACAUUUAGUUUAUAGAACACACAACCCCCAAAUGCAAAUAGAUUAAAGACGAAGAUAUACAAAUAAAGCACAAAUUUUGUCGACUCUA
Drosophila ficusphila is the source of this 2635-nucleotide messenger RNA. Its product is annotated as alpha-tubulin N-acetyltransferase 1. Lineage: Eukaryota; Metazoa; Arthropoda; Insecta; Diptera; Drosophilidae. The record is from RefSeq and is a predicted model, not a curated record. Gene Ontology annotation, biological process: alpha-tubulin acetylation. The transcript has 7 exons. The coding region runs from base 621 to 2021 and encodes 466 amino acids. Gene Ontology annotation, cellular component: microtubule. Gene Ontology annotation, molecular function: tubulin N-acetyltransferase activity.